Messenger RNA from Centropristis striata (black sea bass), 5711 nucleotides. RefSeq names its product receptor-type tyrosine-protein phosphatase gamma-like. Gene Ontology annotation, molecular function: protein binding; protein tyrosine phosphatase activity. The transcript has 30 exons. The coding region runs from base 461 to 4804 and encodes 1447 amino acids. NCBI's taxonomy places the organism in Eukaryota, Metazoa, Chordata, Actinopteri, Perciformes, Serranidae. The record is from RefSeq and is a predicted model, not a curated record. Gene Ontology annotation, biological process: protein dephosphorylation.
UGUUUUAAAGUCUUUGCCAGACUUGGGCUCACACGCUAUUUCCUGGAUGGACGGAGGAAUGGAAAGCUUUCAGCGCCUCUCCAUCACCAUCACCAACACCAACACCGACUCUCCUCUCUGUGUGUGUCCGACCUGCGCUGCCUCCACCGCAGAAGCGACGCCGCGCUGUGUGUUCCCCCGCUGCUAGGCUCUCCUCUGCAUGUACACACGCUCCUUCAUAACCAUCACUAUCCGAGUGUUAUGCACAUAUCACAGGAUAUCGGGGGGAUUCUGGGACGGAAAGACUCUUUAGUGGACCUCUAAAAAUCUCUCCGCCCUCCACCUCCACCGUGCCCGGUCUCAGCUGCCUCUCUGGCGCUGCAUUUUACGCAGCGAAGGCGUCGCUGAUUUGCCCGCAAAAGGGACAAACUCAACAGUUGUUGCUGCUUAUUGUUUGCAUGUCGAGGUGCAUAUUAUUACCAUGUGGAGGCUACUGCAAUCGUGUUGUUGCUGCUGGUGGAUUUUCUCCCUCAUCUUGCCUGCCUUCGUGCUCCUCUGGGCCGAGUGUCAUCCUGCGCUGACAGGAAGCCAAGGCGAGUCCCAAGCUCCCAUCCAAGGCCUUGGUAGAGCCACGGCCGGUGGGACACGACUCCGGAGAGCCGCCACAGAGGAGACCUACUGGGCCUACUCAGGUAUAUAUGGGCCAAAUGAAGGCUGGGAAUCAGCCUACCCAGAAUGCAGAGAGAGAAACCAGUCACCAAUUAACAUUGUGGACCAAGAUACCAAAGUAUCCACAGAGUUUCAGGAACUGACACUGGAGGGCUUUGAUACUGAAUCCUCUAAUAAGACAUCUAUGAAGAACACUGGAAAAACAGUGGCCAUUAUGUUGAAGGAUGAUUACUUUGUGCGGGGAGCAGGCCUACCAGGGAGGUUUAAGGCAGAAAAAGUGGAGUUUCACUGGGGUCCGAACAACGGAUCUGAAGGCUCUGAACACAGCAUUAACAGCCGUCGAUACCCAGUAGAGAUGCAGAUUUACAUGUACAACUCAGAUGACUUUGACAGCCUCAGUGCAGCUUUGAGGGAGAAGAGGAUCAUUGCAGCCAUGGCUGUGUUUUUUCAGGUGGGAGAGAAGGACAAUCCUGCUGUUGACCCCAUAAUCCACGGCCUGAAGGGUGUGGUCCAUCAUGAGAAAGAGACUGUCCUGGAGCCAUUCGUGUUGAAGGACCUGCUGCCGUCUGCGCUGGGAAGUUACUAUCGCUACACCGGCUCUCUGACCACACCACCCUGCAGUAAGGUGGUGGAGUGGAUCAUCUUCAGCAGACCUAUCUAUGUCUCCUACAAACAGUUGGAGGCCUUUUACUCGAUCUUCACCACAGAGCAGCAGGACCAUGUAAAGUCGGUGGAGUAUCUGCGCAGCAACUUCAGGCCAAUCCAGAGCUUGGACAACCGCCACGUCUUCAAGUCAGCAGUCAAAGACGCCUGGCUGCCUGACCUGACUGACAGUGGUAGCGGGCCAUAUGGCACAGAGGCUUCCAAAGUAUGCAGCAGUGCUCCCAUCAACAUGAAGGUGCAGCAUGUGAACAGCAGUUCUCUGUUGGUGCGUUGGGCUCGGCCAGAGGUCACCUACCACCCCCCCAUCCUCCACUUCCUGGUGUCCUACAGCUGGACCACCCAUGACGACAGCUACGAGGAGACGCACCUCACCGACGCCAAACACACACUGGAGGCCAUCAUCUCUCCAGUCUCCCCUGAUGUGCUGUACCUGUUCCGAGUCCAAGCCAUCUGCAUGAAUGACAUGCGCAGUGACUUCAGCCAGAGCAUGCUCUUCAGAGCAAACACCACCAGGAUCUUUGAGGGGACAAGAAUCGUGAAAACUGGAAUGCCAACAGUGUCUCCAGCCUCCUCAGCUGACAUGGCUCCCAUCUCCUCCGGCUCAUCUACUUGGACAUCUUCAGGCAUCCCCUUCUCCUUCGUCUCCAUGGCGACAGGAAUUGGCCCUUCCUCCAGCGGUAGUCAGGCAACGGUGGCGUCCGUGGUGACCAGUACUUUACUUGCUGGCCUUGGCUUCAGCGGCGGCGUUAUCUCCUCCUUCCCCAGCUCUGUUUGGCCGAGCAGAGCACCAAGCCGUAAUCCCACCUCCACGCGGCAGACCACCGAACCCACCCAGCCCGCCAGAGACGCCUCUGCUGCGGUGACGGCCGCAGCCAAAGCUGGGGGUGAAAACGGAGAGAACAGCAAAGGCCAGGGAGAAGAUGGAGAGAGGGAAGGAGAGGAUAAGGAUGAAGAGGAAGAAGAAAAAGAAGAGGAAUAUGAGAAAAGGGAGAGGAAGAGAACGAGAGGUGUGGAUGAGGCACUGAGGAAGGAUAACAGCACAGCAGUGGAUGAACCGCCCAGCAAGAUGCCCGACGCUACCGCAAAGGAGAAAGGACGGACUAAAGCGUAUCCCACUGACAUGCCACCUGGAGUAGAAGACCACCUGGAGGUAUAUUCCCACAAUCCACUUGACCCUUACUCCACCACCACCACAGAGGCAGCCCCCAUGGGCCCAGCAGAGACACUCAGACCCAGCUCAGGGAGGGACAGGAAGCACUGCCCCUUCACCGUCCACACUGACUAUCCCAGUGCCAUGACCAACCGGACCCACCAGACAAGGCCUGGGUCAGGGGCGGGGCUGGACCGUGUGGAGUGGUUGGUACCUUUGGUGGUGGUUUCAGCUCUGACUUUCCUCUGUCUCCUUCUCCUGCUGGCUGUGCUUGUCUACUGGAGUUCAUGUCACCUACAGCAUGCGGCAGCCUCUAUCCUCUGCUUGUUCACCAGGAUGAACAGUUUCUGCUCUCUGCUCUGUAUCAAAUACAGGCGCUGUUUUCAGACAGCCCACUUCUACGUGGAAGACAGCAACUCGCCAAGGGUGGUACCCAACGAGACGAUCCCUGUCAUCCCCAUCCCAGAUGACAUGGAGGCCAUUCCAGUCAAGCAAUUCAUCAAACACGUCUCUGAACUCUACUCAAAUAACCAACAUGGGUUCUCUAAAGAUUUUGAGGAGGUUCAACGGUGCACUGCCGAUAUGAAGAUCACGUCAGAGUACUCCAACCACCCUGACAACAAGCACAAGAACAGAUAUAUCAACAUAGUGGCCUAUGACCACAGCAGGGUGAAGCUGAGGCCGCUGGCCGGGAAGGACUCCAAACACACCGACUACAUCAAUGCCAACUAUGUGGAUGGUUAUAAUAAGUCUAAAGCUUACAUCGCAGCCCAGGGACCUCUCAAGUCAACCUUUGAGGACUUUUGGCGGAUGGUGUGGGAACAAAAUACGUGCAUCAUUGUCAUGAUCACCAACUUAGUGGAGAAAGGCCGGAGAAAAUGUGACCAGUAUUGGCCAUCAGAGAACAGUGAAGAGUAUGGCAACAUGGUUGUCACGCUGAAAAGCACUAAAGUUCAUGCCUGCUACACUGUUCGCCGCUUCACAUUGCGCAUCGCUAAACUGAAAAAGGGUGGGAAGGGGAACCCAAAGGCGAGGGCCCAGGGUGAAAGGACGGUGCUCCAGUAUCAUUACACCCAGUGGCCCGACAUGGGUGUCCCUGAGUACACUCUGCCUGUCCUCACCUUUGUUCGCAGGUCUUCAGCCGCCCAGAUGCCUGACAUGGGACCCAUGCUUGUCCACUGCAGUGCUGGAGUGGGUCGGACGGGGACAUACAUCGUCAUAGACAGCAUGCUGCAGCAGAUCAAAGACAAGAGCACAGUUAAUGUACUCGGCUUCCUCAAACACAUACGCACCCAGCGCAACUACCUAGUCCAGACUGAGGAGCAGUACAUUUUUAUCCACGAUGCCUUGAUGGAAGCCAUUUUGGGGAAGGAGACAGAAGUGUCAGCCAGCCAGCUUCACAGCUACUUCAACAGCAUUACAACACCAGGAUACAGCAGCCGUACACAUCUGGAGAAACAGUUCAAGUUAGUAACACAGUGCAAUGCUAGAUACAUGGAUUGCUUCAAUGCACAGAAGGAGUGCAACAAAGAGAAAAACCGAAAUUCCUCCGUGGUGCCAUCGGAGCGAGCGAGGGUCGGCCUAGCACCUUUGCCCGGCAUCAAAGGCACCGAUUACAUUAACGCCUCUUACAUCAUGGGUUACUACCGGAGUAAUGAGUUCAUCAUUACCCAGCAUCCCCUGCCCCACACAACAAAAGACUUCUGGAGAAUGAUCUGGGACCACAAUGCACAAAUUAUUGUUAUGCUGCCUGCCAACCAUGGACUGGCAGAGGAUGAGUUUGUGUACUGGCCUAGUCGGGAGGAGGCCAUGAACUGUGAGGCGUUCACUGUCACCUUCAUCAGUAAAGACCGGCUCUGUCUUUCCAAUGAGGAACAGAUCAGCAUCCAUGACUUCAUCCUGGAGGCUACACAGGAUGACUACGUUUUAGAGGUUCGUCACUUUCAAUGCCCUAAGUGGCCAAAGCCUGACGCACACAUCAGCAGCACCUUCGAGCUCAUCAAUGUCAUUAAAGAGGAGGCAGCCAGCCGCGACGGACCAACCAUCAUCCACGAUGAGUUGGGAGCCGUGUCAGCCGGCAUGCUGUGUGCCCUCACCACACUGUCUCAGCAGCUGGAGAGCGAGGGUGCUGUCGAUGUCUAUCAAGUGGCCAAGAUGAUCAACCUGAUGAGGCCAGGAGUCUUCACAGAUGUUGAUCAUUACCAGUACCUAUACAAAGCUCUACUCAGCCUCAUCAGCACCAAGGAGAACAGCUCCUGUAUUCUGGCCAGGGACAUUAAUGGGACCAUGGUGUCCAUGUCUGACCAGUCUGACCAGGCAGAGAGCAUGGAGUCGCUGGUGUGAGAAAGGCCCUCCGGAGGCCCAGAGCUGAGCUGUGCUGAGCUGAGGGUGUCUUUUGGCUCCAAACACCCUGCAGGGUCUCUUAGUCCACAAAGGAGGCACUUAACUUUGUAAAACGUCAAGGAACUAUUGUGAACAAGACUUUUUGAGGCCUUUUUGCCAGACUCUUGGUUAAAAUAAAUAACCUGAUUACUUUUUUACACUGAUAAAAAGUUUUUGAUAUUUAUUUUUUUUGCCAUUUUAUGUCUUAAUGUUCUCCUACUGAAGGGUUUGCACCUGCGUUUUUAAGUUUCACGAGGGCAUCGUAGGCAACGAGAAACACUUUUCUGUCUUUUCUUGUUUGCACUAUAUAAUGUCAGUGUUACUGCCUAUACUAAAGCUGACUCACUUGGCUUUUCUCCAACCACUCAAGCUCUGAUGUUUUUUUUGACAUUCCAUGGCUUUGGCCCUUAUCAAAUCAACCGCUUCUGUGAAGGACGUUGCUGUGCCUGUCACCUACCAGUUGAUUUAAGGUAAUGGACGAAAGAAGGCAUGAACUCUCUCCGCCUCAGUAACAAAAUGCUGUUGGACUUCAGCUCCGUGUGACCUCCUCUGCCCUGCUCAUCUCUAGUACUCAUAUUACCACUCAUCUAUCACGAGAACCAAGAUCUUUGAACCUCUUGCCACAGACAAGUAGCCCUUGUUUUUUUAAAGUAGUUUCCUCUUCACUGUUUUUUGAGUUUUUAUGCCUUGUUUUCUUGUCACUCUCCCUCUUAUUAGCGGGUCACACCCCUGUUAGAAUACCUAAGGUGGUAUAAUAACUGCUACUGUGAAAACCUUAAUUUGUUUUCUUUGUAUAAUGCAUAUUAUGCUUUUUAAUAUAUGGAAAUACUGUAUGUAUACAUAUAUAAAUAUAUCCUUAUCAUAAUAA